Rubroshorea leprosula is the source of this 3241-nucleotide messenger RNA. The record is from the annotation of a GenBank genome assembly. Lineage: Eukaryota; Viridiplantae; Streptophyta; Magnoliopsida; Malvales; Dipterocarpaceae.
CUGAGUUGAUGCAGGUUCACCAGAAGGAGGGAGAGUCUUUAAGGGGACUAUAUGCAACGGUUCAACAAGUCCACUUUGGACAUUGAUAAUGUCCCUGAUACUAUCUGCCUAUUUGCUUUGUUGCAUGGCCUCAAACUUGGCCGGUUCUUGGACGACCUGCUAGAGAAUCCACUUAAGUCGUGGAACGAAGUAAAUGACAGGUCUACAAGCUUCAUAUUGUCCGAGGACUUUCAAUCCUCUAAGCAACAAGCUGACGACAGACAGGGUAAAGAGCACAAACAGCCUGAGGGAAAGGAUGAAAAGAAAAAACAGAAAGUUGGCGAGCAGAGAGGAAAACCACAUUCCUUUCCAAAAUAUGACAGUUACAUUCCAUUGAGCUCGUCAAGGUCUCAGAUAUUGACACAAAUACAACACUGGGUCAAGAGACCCCCUCCCCAAACACAUGAUUCCCCACGAGUUGACAGGAGUAAGUAUUGUGACUAUCAUCGUGCAUACGGCCACAACAUAGAGGAUUGUCAAAGCUUGAAGGACGAGCUGGAAUUUUUAGCCCGCAAUGGAAAAUUGGAGGGAUAUGUACAGAAACCUUACGCCCGGCAACCCAAUCAGACCCAUUUUGUGCAAGAAGCUUACAGAGGACGCCCGUUCAAUAGACGAGGACAGGGACAGAAGACAUCCACACAGAAUCAAAAGGACCACAAAGGGGGCGGUUACAGCGGCAUACCCUCACCUUCUGGCACAACGAAUAUGAUCUCUGGCGGCAUGCAUUCAGGAGGCCAAAGAGUGAUUACACUUCCUAUAUACGUGGGCAUUGAACCACGGUUUAGGAUGGCAUCAGUAGAUUUUCUAGUGGUUAAGAUGGAGUCAGCUUUCAAUGCUAUAAUUGGAAGAGUUACACUUUGCGAAUUGAAAGUUGUCUUCUCUCAACCAUACCUCUGUAUGAAGUUCCUAACUCCUCAAGGUGUAGAUCAUCGACCUAAGAAUGUGGAGCAGAAAGCCGAGCCAGUAGAACCGGUUGAGACAGUUCCUUUAAGCCCAGAUGAACCAGAUAAAAGAGUGAAAAUAGGAACCAAACUCACACCGGAAGAAAGGACCAAGCUUUUGGAAUUUUUGAAAGCUAAUAGGGAUGUAUUUGCGUGGACAAUAGAUGAAAUGCUUGGCAUACCAACAAAAUUCGUAGUCCACAAGCUCAGUACGGAUCUUACCAAGAAACCGGUGGUGCAAAAGUGUCGCCUUGUGGGCCCCAAGAAGCAGGCUGCCAUAGAUGAGGAAAUACAGAAACUAUUACAGGCAGGCUUCAUCAGGAGAGUUGAAUAUUCUGAGUGGGUAUCCAACCCUGUGCUCGUCAAAAAACCCAACGGCAAGUGGAGAAUGUGUAUCGACUUUACCAAUUUGAAUGAAGCGUGUCCCAAAGAUCUACACCCCUUGCCUAAUAUUGGCCGGAAUAUUGAAGUAUAUGUGGAUGAUAUGAUUGUCACCAGUGUACGAGCUGAAGACCAUGUUGACGACCUGAAUGAGACAUUUCAAAAUUUAAGACGGGCGCAAAUGAAGAUAAACCCGUUGAAAUGUACGUUUGCUGUGAAAUCAGGUCAUCUUGCGGCUCUACACAGGUUCAUUGCUAGGUCGGCAGAAAAAUGCUUCCCAUUCUUCAAAGCUUUGCGAGAGCCUAAGGACUUCCAAUGCACUGAUGAAUGCCAGCAGGCUUUCGAGGAACUCAAGCAAUAUCUGGCAUUACCACCUUUGCUCUCCAAGCCUAUCGAAGGGGAGACAUUGUAUCUAUAUCUGGGGGUUGCAAAUGAGGCACUAAGAGCAUAUUUCCAAUCCCAUGAGAUUGUUGUGUACACCAACCUGCCAUUGCGGAAGAUAUUGCAAAAACCAGAACUAUUUGGUCGGUUGAUUGGAUGGGCGAUCAAGCUGAGUGAGCAUGACCUCAAGUUUCAGCCACGCACAACCAUUAAGGGCCAAGUUUUAGCAGAUUUCUUGAUAGAAUGUAGGCCAACGACUGCAGAGGAAACCACACAGCCAUACCCAGUGUGGGUUCUAUAUGUGGAUGGGGCAGCCAAUGUUGAGGGAUCAGGAGCAAGAGUAGUGCUGUUGGGUCCAGAGGGUUUCAAAUCUGAGCAUGCCCUGAGGUUCAAAUUUCAGACAACAAAUAAUGUCGCUGAAUAUGAAGCACUCAUUUACGGUUUGAAGUUGGCAUCCGAGCUAAAGGCACAGAGCAUAAGAGUCUUUAGUGACUCUCAGCUCGUAAUAAAUCAAGUAAAUGGAAGCUGUGACAUCAAAGAUCCUCAGCUCAGUCGAUGCAUGUCUAUGUUAGCUUCCUCACAAGACAUUAACCCUCAGAGGACCACAUUGGUUGAAGUACUAGAUGCAUCAAGCUAUACCAGUUUAGCAGUUAAGUGUCAAGUACUAAUCACAGAUGCCUCCUCACCGAGCUGGUCUACACCUCGGAUUGAUUACUUACGAACUGGUGAAUUGCCAGAAGAUCCAUCUGACACUCGAUUGAUUAGAGGUAGAGCAGCACAUUUUUCAUUGAUUGAGGAUCAAUUAUACAAGUGUGCAGCUUCAAUGCCUUUGUUACGCUGCCUUACUCCUUAUGAGGUUGAAUCUGCUAUAAGAGAGGAUGCACAAAAUUAUGUCAAAAAAUGCCCAACCUGCCAGUUCAAUGCUGAUGACAUUUACAUGCCAAGCGAGAGGUUAUCGUCUCUCAUAUCACCCUGGCCUUUCGCCCAAUGGGGAGUAGAUUUGCUCGACCCUUUUACAAAAGGUAAGGGAGGUUGCACACAUCUUAUAGUUGUUGUGGACUACUUCACCAAGUGGAUAGAAGCCAAACCGUUGUCCACAACGACUGAGAAGAAAAUAGAAGAAUUUCUGUUUAAUUCUAUACUGUGGAGGUUCGGAAUUCCUAUGCUAAUAAUUGCUGAUAAUGGACCUCAGUUUCGGGCAGCGGCACUCAGGUCAUUCUGUGGUGACCAUAGCAUCGAGCUGACCCUCACUUCUUCUAAUUGGGUUGACGAGCCUAACAAAGUUUUAUGGUCAUGUUGCACCACGCCUAGCUCGGCUAGUAGUGAAACCCCAUUCUGCCUCGCUUAUGGAGCUGAGGUCGUAAUCCCAGUGGAAGUUGGUUUGUCAUCCAACGGGUCAGCUCGUUACAAUGAUUAUGAUAAUGAAUAACUCUUGAGAGAAAACCUAGACUUUGUCGAGGAGGUUAGGGAGCUUUUUCGAAUAAAAAAACAUGGCCUAU